AUGCCGACAGGAUACUUCCUUGUCCUGCGCAGGUGUGUCCGAACUCACAGGUGUUUAAUACCGUCUCCUGCAGGUGUGAGUCUGCUGAGACCGGACGCGACUGUUCAACACAGCCAUGUCAACAGAACCAAGUAGGUCGCAGAGACUGCAAUGGUCGCUGUUACUGCGCGUGCAAAGAGGGAUACGUAGGCAUCAAAUGCGAAAUACGUCUGCAGCCGGAUUUAUGCAGCAACUGUUCCUUCGACAACGGCCACUACCACACUGGGUUGUCCGGGCACUGUGACAUGUUCGUUGUCUGCAUACCUGUUAGAGGAAAGAAGCAGGCAGCUGCGGGUCCGUUGUUUGUGCCCCGGAUCAUGUCCUGUCCCCCCGGGACAUACUACGUGACUCGGCCCAGCGGAUGGAAGGGCUGCGAUCACCCAGAGAAUGGUCGUUGUUCCAGUGAUAGAUGUGAAACAUCUCCACCCAACGGCAGAUAUGCUGAUCCGACUGCCUGUCAAUCUUACUGGCAGUGUGGCCCGGACAGGAGGCUGUCCUCCAAGGGAUGCUGCCCAGCUGGCCACAGAUUUGAACCCAGCUCCUCCCAGUGUGUGCCUGACAGCUCGUGUCCAGUCACAUGUGGAGGCAACAGAACACACGCAUGUGCUGGUGAGCACAGCCAGUUCGUCACAGGUUGUCCAUACGAUGUCAGCCUCGCUAACCCGAAUGAGUUUUUCUACAAGUUCAUGCCCGGGUCCUCCUUCCGCUGCCAGCCUAUGGAAGUGAUGGACGUGGGCGAGUGUCGUUGUGUGAGAGAUCAACGUUUAAGUCCCUCGGACUGCAAAGCUACGGUUAGUCUCGACUUUGAAGACGUUCCAAUGAAUGACGAGGACAGAGUUCCCAGGGUGUCGACUGGUAACGGGCAUGCUGCUAACUUUCGU
This is a messenger RNA of Candidula unifasciata, 920 nucleotides long. The record is from the annotation of a GenBank genome assembly. Lineage: Eukaryota; Metazoa; Mollusca; Gastropoda; Stylommatophora; Geomitridae.